GUAGUCACUGCGCGUCGGCAUGGAACAUUAGAUCGUUGUAGAAAUUCGUUUUUUACUUAUUUUUUUUAUUUUUUUCUUCUCACUUUGCAAAUUCAAUGGGUGGAUUGAAUAGAAAGAAGAAGUAUCUGCUACUCUUGGUCUUAAUACUUAGCACUGUGUUCUUUGUGAUUCAAAUCACUGUGCAACUAGAACGUGAAUCCAGUACCACAUUGAAUAUCGGUGAACUGAAAAUCCUUGCCAACUUAAGUGCGCUGUCGGGAGAAUUCGAAGGAUUUAUCUUCAAUCGGAUGGUUCUGGUGAAUUCGAAGAAGAAGAGUGAUUUUUAUUUUUUUGAAAAAUACAUCACUGACGGAAUUGGAGCGUUUCGUGAACUACCAGAUACGCGUGAUGAAGUAUGCAAAGAACGUUUAUUCAAUGUGCCGAAAAAAUCUAAAGUAUCUGUGAUAAUCGUAUUUAGAAAUGAAGCACGAUCUACGCUUUUGCGAACAAUAGUUUCGGUCUUGCAAAGAACACCGCAACGUUUUUUGAACGAAAUCAUUGUUAUUGAUGAUUUUAGUGAUGAUGAAACAAUCCUUACCGAUCUGGUCAAGUUACCCUUCGAAGGUGAUUUUAUAAAAUCUCACCGCAAUCGUAAGCACAACAAAGGUCUGAUUGAAUCACGUAAUCUGCGAGCAAAACUUGCCACCGGUGGUGAUUACAUUGUAUUCCUCGACAGCCAUUCAGAGGUAAAUGUUGGCUGGAUCGUACCACUAUUAGACCGCCUAGCCUCAUAUCCAGCAAUGGCCGUAAGUCCGGUAUUGGAUAGCAUUGAUGCGACAACAUUUCAAUACCUAGCCAGUUCAAAGGAUCUCAAAGGCGGAUUCGAUUGGAAUUUACACUUUCGUUGGAUACCAAUCGGGGAGGAGGAACGCGAAGCUAAAAACCAUCCAUCAAACCCAUUUACGAACAUAAUAUUCUUUUUUGGCGUGUUGAUAUCCCGAAAUUGGUUUUUCAAAUUGAAUGGAUUCAACCCACUUCUGAAGGGUUGGGGAGGUGAGUCAAUUGAAAUGUCCAUAAAACUGUGGCUAUGUGGCGGCCAAAUUGAGAUUGUGCCCUGUAGCCGGGUGGGUCAUGUAUUCCAAAGGACCAACAAACAGCAUCCGCAGGAUCUGCCUAAUGAAGAGCAACAUCUAAGGAAUCGUAAAGUCAUUGCUGAGUCCUGGCUGGACGAGUACAAGUAUUUUUUCUUCACUUUGAAUCCGUCGUUGGUUGGUGUUGCUGAUGUGAAAGUCAAUGGGACACUAACUUCAUCAACAGGACACGACAACAACAAUGAUAUUCGGAGUCGUCGUCGAAUUCAAAGGAUUAAAAAGGAUGGACAGUGUCGCCCGUUUUCAUGGUUUUUGCUAACCAUUUUCCAGGAACUCAAAUUGCCAAACUCAGAUUACAUUGCAUUUGGAAAAUUGAGUUCUGGAGGAAAGUGCUUGAAAACUGUUUCGGCCGCAUUUGGCGCCGGUGGAACAUUUCCAGAUGUUGUCUUUAAAAAAUGCUACCAUGGUGAUGCGAGCUAUUGGUUUCUCAGUAAAAAAGAUGGCCGUCUAGUAUCCGAUAUGGGGACUUGUUUGAGUGUGGGUACUAAAAAAUCGAAUGACAGUCAGUGGCCUGUAGAAGUGAGACAGAUGGCAGUGGUCUUAGAGGAAUGUAACAAUGCAAAAAGCUGGAUGUGGAAGGGUGGCAAAUUAAUUUAUGGAAACACUCAAAUGUGUCUAGAUAAUCGGCUCAGUAAGACUGUAACAAUGACGGAAUGUCGAAGGGGUGUUGCUUCACAAUUAUUCAGGUUUUCAGUUGGAGGAAAGUCAGGAUAGUUUCGUGUUGAAAUGUAGUAUAGUAAAGAAGAACUAAUCAAAGGUGUUAGUUUGAUGGACAAGGAACUUUUUAAGUAUAACUUCUAACAAUAAAAUGUUUUGAAAACGGUUGGAUUUUAACAUAAUCAUGCAAAAAAUUACUUUGUUAUGUUUUUUUUUACCUAUUUUAAACAUUUUUUGAGCAAAAAGUUAAUUUUUGGAUUUUUGACGAAUUUAAU
Molecule: messenger RNA, 2062 nt
Organism: Episyrphus balteatus (marmalade hoverfly)
Lineage: Eukaryota; Metazoa; Arthropoda; Insecta; Diptera; Syrphidae
Product: putative polypeptide N-acetylgalactosaminyltransferase 13
Exons: 8
Coding region: 96-1844 (582 amino acids)
Cellular component (GO): Golgi apparatus
Source: RefSeq, a predicted model, not a curated record